This is a messenger RNA of Rattus norvegicus (Norway rat), 2243 nucleotides long. RefSeq names its product achaete-scute family bHLH transcription factor 4 (gene Ascl4). Gene Ontology annotation, biological process: epithelium development; animal organ development; negative regulation of transcription by RNA polymerase II. Gene Ontology annotation, cellular component: transcription regulator complex; nucleus. The record is from RefSeq and is marked validated. NCBI's taxonomy places the organism in Eukaryota, Metazoa, Chordata, Mammalia, Rodentia, Muridae. Gene Ontology annotation, molecular function: RNA polymerase II transcription regulatory region sequence-specific DNA binding; protein dimerization activity; DNA-binding transcription repressor activity, RNA polymerase II-specific.
CUUUCUCCUUAGGAUUGGGGCUCUCCUCUUUUCAAAUGCUGUUUUCCAGUCCUCAAGGGAGGAAAUACUUAAUGACGAAUACAAUGGGAAAAGGCUUUGCUACGGGAAGAUAUCAUUAUAUCCUGAGUGGGAUUAGAGGAGGUUGGGAGGCAGGACUAAAGGUGUGUUUACAGUAAGCACUCUGAGAAAUAACUGGCUAAAAGUGUUUGUUACUGUUCGGGCUUUUGAUGUGUUUUUACAGAGCAGAAGGAGCAUAAAGGGCUUUAAGUUAGAACACAAUUUGCCAAUCCUUAAAUUUGAUGCUAAAGCACAUACAGUUUAUUCUUGUUACCUUUGAAACGUGUCUAAUUUGGUUUUUUAAAGAUUCUAUUUCGCAGAAGAAAACCUCGUGCUUCCCCGGAGGUCCAAGGAGGACUUGACACAUCUUCUAACCACAAGAGAGCAGUCUUCCCUUUGAAGAGCGCUUCUUCUCCACCUCCCGAGAAAUGAAAGAGCCGGGGUAUGUUUGCAAACACUCUGAAAGCUCUUUCCAUCAGACCUGAACGCCGGAAACCACAAAGGGCAGUCAAGUUUGGAUUUUCAAGAAGAACGCCGGAGUAAACUUUCGCUCUGCCGGCCAGCCGAUCCGGUCAGUGCCUUGGGAGGGUCUCUGCUCAAUUCCUGAACAAGUUCGGGCUCCCUGAUAGCCACACUUGCAGACCCAGGAGUGAAUUACAGCAAUUGGACAGCUUUGAAAGAGUAAUUUGUUCGGAGUGCGAUCGCCUAUUCAGGCUGGGACCCUUUGUUAACUCUUGAACUAAGAUCAGAGGAGGCACAUGGAUACAAACGUGGAUAAGGCUCGUCCUUUAUCUUUGCCCCUUCUUCUCUGAAGCUUUAUAAAGUCCGGAGGAGAGCAACGAGCUUCGGAAACCAUGCAAAGUCCCCUCCAAGUGUGCUCAGGUACCUAGCUUCUGGACCUAGAAACUUCUCCAAAGACAGACCGGGAAGCCUGGAUGGACCAGCAUCCCGGCUACGACAGCUUCCAGUCUGGUCUUCAAGGUGAGUCAACUGCGUGCUUUUCCGCAAGGAAUGGAAAAAUGCAAAUCGGCUGGACUGCUUGCCCUGCAUUCCCCGCUACGAGCCUCGCCGCUGGGCGCGCUGGCCCGGAGGGAGCCCUGCAGGGUCUCCGCGCGCCAGGAUACCGCGGACUGCGCGCGAAGACGGCCGUGCCCGUCCCUGCCGCCCGGGGGCGUCGCCGAGCCCGCCUUUCUGCGCCAACGCAACGAGCGCGAGCGGCAGCGCGUGCGCUGUGUGAACGAGGGCUAUGCGCGCCUCCGCCAGCACCUGCCGCGCGAGCUGGCUGGCCAGAGGCUCAGCAAGGUGGAGACGCUGCGCGCCGCCAUCGGCUACAUCAAGCAACUGCAAGAGCUGCUGGAGCGUCACAGGCCGGACCUCAACAGCGAUGGCGAGUCCAAAGCGUCCUCCGGAGCCUCGCCCUGCAGCAGCGAGCCUGAGGAGCGUGGCUAGCAGCGCCCUUGCCCACCAGGCUUUCAUGGUUGCUUCUCUGGGCUGAGUUCUUAAAAGCAAAAACAAGCAAACAAAUAAUUAAGUGCUUCUGGAUCUAGAAAAGAAAGGUAAUUUAAUGUUUAGAGGGUUUGGGGAUUUUUUUUCCCCUUCCACCUUCAUUGGCUCAGAGCUUUCAGCUUACAAAUGUUUAAGGAAACUCAUUUCUUGUAUAUCAGAAGCACAGAAGGACCAUCUCAAAUCUAUGCGGUGAUUUUAAAAACACAAAGGGCUGUAAGGAACCUUUGCCAGAGAAGAAACACACACACACACACACACACACACACACACACACACACACACACACACACCAGUCCUUCAUGUGAGAGGAACGUUCUCAUCCCUUUCCUUUGGGAAAUGCACUGGAAAUCUUAUCAACACUUCACUGAAGGUGAAGGUGGCUGAGAUGACACUCUAUAAGACAUUUGUGGAGCAUCUGCUGGACCCGAACACCGGCCUGAAUCGCCGUGCUAAAAAGGACAAUGCUUGACACAUACUGGUUUGUCCGCAAGAGGUCGAUUGGGAACUUUGGCAGGUAAUGAAGCGUCGCGAUAUUAAUGAUCUUUUUGGAGAUCUGAAUGGCCAUCUCCUCUCCCAGUUUCUGCCCACUGUUUCCCUGGCCCUUUUCUCUGUAUGUUCCCCUGUCCCGUUCUCAUACCGUCUAACCUUUGGUUGGAAAAAAUAAAAAAGCAAAUAUGCUU